UUCAAUUUUUCAGAUGAUGAAAUCGACGAACUACCCCUCAUGCGGAGCCCUGGACCAGUCCUCAUGAUCCUGGCCGUAUACCUGCUCUUCGUGCUGAAGCUAGGGCCGGCCUUCAUGAGGAAGAGGCCACCGUACAAACUAACCCGCACGCUAUUUGCAUACAAUAUGAUACAGGUGGCCAUUUCGGCGUAUUUAGUACAAAAGUAUUUUCGAGCAAUAUUGGAACUCGGUCUGGUGCCUAGACAGUGUCAUAUGGCUAACGAAAGGAUGAGAAAGGAGAUCGUCUUCGGAAUUUGGUUAUACUUCGCAGCCAAAAUCACAGAGCUUCUCGACACCGUCUUCUUCGUACUCCGAAAGAAGGAUAACCAAGUGACAUUCCUCCACUUAUACCACCACUCGAUCAUGAUGGUCGGGACGUGGGCGUUCUUCAAAUACUCGCCGUCAGAGACGGUGCUGUUCAUCGGGUUCCUGAACUCGUUGGUACAUGUGUUCAUGUACAUGUAUUAUGGCUUGGCUGCGUUGGGGCCUAAGGUGGCGAAGUAUUUGACUUGGAAGAAGUAUAUGACGACGUUUCAGCUGGUACAAUUCGUCUCCAUCGUCGCUCAGUACAUUAUAACAGUAAAACUAUCAGAAUGCCCUCCUUCUAAAGGAGUCGCCAUUUUCAUAGUCUGCAACACGUUAUUCUUUCUAGUCCUUUUCGCAAAUUUUUACAAGCAAAGCUAUGUUAAGAAAAAUUCAAAGACUAGACUAAAUGUUAGUAAUCCUUUAGGUAUUUGUAUGAUACAAGAGAAAGAUGUUAAAGUGCAAUAA
Cydia amplana is the source of this 810-nucleotide messenger RNA. RefSeq names its product very long chain fatty acid elongase 7-like. Gene Ontology annotation, biological process: very long-chain fatty acid biosynthetic process; fatty acid elongation, polyunsaturated fatty acid; sphingolipid biosynthetic process. NCBI's taxonomy places the organism in Eukaryota, Metazoa, Arthropoda, Insecta, Lepidoptera, Tortricidae. The transcript has 4 exons. The annotation marks the transcript as partial. Gene Ontology annotation, molecular function: fatty acid elongase activity. The record is from RefSeq and is a predicted model, not a curated record. Gene Ontology annotation, cellular component: endoplasmic reticulum membrane.